AUGGCGAACUCGAAGCAGGUAAUCAAUCUCCCUCGCUUCCUUGCCCAACCCAUAACCUGGAAUGCGUCAUCUUCCAUCAUCAAUUCACUCUUGGUGACAGCCAGACCCACUGCUGGACUGUCUCUGCAUCUAUAUGCUUCAAAACAGCCACCACAAGCAGUUUCCAGCCGAUCCCUACCCACCUCUCUGGCAUAUCCCCUAUACAGCCUCCCGUCGUUACUCUCGAGAUCCUACUCUAUGUCUGCGACCAAGCCACUCCCCUCAACCACCACUCUUCAUGACACCUCCUCCGCUUCAAUUAGACAUAAUGGCGUAUACGUCGCAACAUUCAAGCCCGCCCGCCGCGCCUUUCACAACACUCCAGCCAACCAGAGAGAUCACCAUUUCGAUACACUCAAGAUUGUCCAGCGACUCAAGCGCGAAGGGUUUAGCGAGGAGCAGGCAGUAGCGUUAAUGAGAGUGCUGAAUGAUGUGAUAGAAGAGUCGAUUCAAAAUUUGAAGCGAACUAUGGUUCUAAGAGAGGAUUCCGAACGUUUGACAUAUACUCAAAAAGUCGACUUUGCUAAACUUCGUUCCGAACUCUUAAAUUCCGACUCAACUGAAGCUCAACUAACCCGCGCAUCCCACGAUCGAAUUGCGGGCGAUAUCCAGAAGCUAAACUCCCGCCUCCGCGACGAAAUAGGGCGUACACAGGCGUCCGUGAGACUGGAUUUGAACCUGGAAAAGGGCCGGAUUCGAGAAGAGGCAAACGGGCAGGAGAUGAGAAUCAAGGAGACGGAAACCAGAAUUGAGCAGGAAGUUGCCGGGCUAAGGGAGAGAGUUGAAGCCGUGAAGUUUUCGACUUUGCAAUGGCUAAUGGGUGUCUGCACGGGUACCGCUGCCCUCAUUUUGGGUGCUUGGCGCCUAUUAAUGUGA
Messenger RNA from Paracoccidioides brasiliensis Pb18, 915 nucleotides. RefSeq lists its product as uncharacterized. The transcript is spliced from 3 exons. Gene Ontology annotation, cellular component: mitochondrion. The record is from RefSeq and is a predicted model, not a curated record. Bases 1 to 915 code for a protein of 304 amino acids.